CCGCUGUUUCACGUGACCCGCUGCGACCAAUGGGAGAGCGUUCGGCGAAAGGAUCACGUUGACUUCGCCCAUUCGAAAGGAAAAUUCGCAUGGCAAGUGAGUUUCUUAUACCUAUUAGAUUUUCGGCGAUUUGUGCGGGUUUUGAGUUUUUGAGCGAGUACCUAUUGGGUAUUAUUGAGUGGUUUUAUUAAAAAAUAUUGGUUGCAGUACUUUCUUAUAGUUUGCCGGCCUUCAUUUUUAGACUGAUACUUGUUGAUUUGAAGGUAAACCACCAUGACGAGCGCUUUAGGGCGUCAUCUCCAGUUCUGCGUGAGCACCGUGCGGUAGAUGAGUGGGGUGGCGGGGAGCGGUUGUCGGACAGCCAAAGGGGGUCAGCAGCAGCAGGACAAGCACAUGGUACAUUGGUUCAGGAAGGGGCUCCGCCUGCACGACAACCCCUCUCUACGGGAAGGCCUUAGGGGCGCAAAGACUUUUAGGUGCGUGUUUGUGCUCGACCCUUGGUUCGCCGGCUCCUCCAACGUGGGGAUCAACAAGUGGAGGUUUCUCCUGCAAUGUUUGGAGGACUUGGACCGCAGUCUAAGAAAACUAAACUCCCGCCUCUUUGUAAUCCGCGGUCAGCCCGCCGACGCGCUUCCGAAACUCUUCAAGGAAUGGGGCACCACCUCCUUGACCUUCGAAGAGGACCCGGAGCCCUUCGGUCGGGUCCGCGACCACAACAUAACCACACUCUGCCAGGAGCUGGGCAUCACCGUCGUGCAGAGGGUGUCCCACACCCUCUACCACCUGCAGCACAUCAGCGACAAGAACGGCGGCAAGGCGCCCCUCACUUACCACCAGUUCUUGGCGGUCAUAGCCUGCGUGGACGCGCCGCCCAAACCGGAACUUCCGGUGACGGCUUCCUCGUUGAGCGGCGCGCACACGCCGCUCUCCGAGGAUCACGACGAAAGAUACGGGGUGCCAACUUUGGAGGAGUUGGGUUUCGACACCGACGGUUUGAACCCACCAGUAUGGCAAGGUGGCGAAAGUGAGGCGCUGGCGCGAUUGGAGCGCCAUCUGGAGCGCAAAGCGUGGGUGGCAAGUUUCGGCAGGCCGAAAAUGACGCCGCAAUCCCUUCUACCGUCUCAGACCGGUUUGUCGCCGUACCUGAGGUUCGGGUGCCUUUCGACGAGACUGUUCUACUAUCAACUGACUGAUUUGUACAAGAAAAUCAAGAAGGCCUAUCCGCCGCUAUCGCUGCACGGCCAACUACUGUGGAGGGAGUUUUUCUACUGCGCCGCCACGAAAAACCCAAACUUCGACAAAAUGCUGGGCAAUCCUAUUUGCGUCCAGAUCCCCUGGGAUAAGAAUGCCGAAGCGCUGGCCAAAUGGGCUAAUGGUCAAACGGGAUUUCCCUGGAUUGACGCCAUAAUGGCACAAUUAAGACAAGAGGGUUGGAUCCACCAUCUUGCCAGGCACGCCGUUGCUUGUUUUUUGACACGUGGCGACCUCUGGCUCUCUUGGGAAGAAGGAAUGAAAGUUUUUGAAGAACUACUUCUGGACGCCGAUUGGUCAGUAAACGCCGGUAUGUGGAUGUGGCUAUCAUGUUCAAGUUUUUUUCAGCAAUUUUUCCAUUGUUAUUGCCCUAUUAAGUUUGGCAGAAAGGCAGAUCCUAAUGGAGACUACAUAAGAAAGUAUCUUCCAAUCCUGAAAAACGUGCCAAUUCAAUACAUCCACGAACCAUGGACGGCCCCGGAGAACGUCCAGAGAGCCGCCAAAUGCGUAAUAGGAAGAGAUUACCCAAUGCCCAUGGUGAACCACUCUUCUGCCAGCCGCGUGAACAUCCAGAGAAUGAAACAGGUCUACCAACAAUUGGCCAACUAUAGAAACGUCAAUUGUAGCAGUGGACAAGGACACUUUAAGGAGGGCUACCAAGAUCAACUUGCCAUGGCUAACGUAAGUUGUCAUUGUUUUUCUAUUUUGUCUUUAGUUUUUUUAUAAUUUACCAUAGUUGGCGAUACUGACACAAUUUUUCGUCAUUUGUUUGCAGCUCUAUGAUAUUGAGGACGCUAAAUAUUUAAAGUCAACUCAACAAGCAGAUCACUUUGAAGAUAAUUUUAAUAUGAUUUGAUUAAUGACACAAACAACAUUUUAAAAUUUAUUGUUUCAUUGUUGUUUUUAAAUUUUGCUUAUUUGCGAUAUUUUUAUUUUCCUUUUCCAGGAGUUGAUGUUAACCAUACAUGGAAAUCAAUGGAUUUAAAGUAGACUUAACAAAAAUCUGUAAUUCAUACUUAUGUUUUAAUAAGUUUUAACCAACAUCUUGCAGAAUAUCUAGGAUACCAAAAUUUUAAUUUAGCCUGAUUUUUAUACAAAUAUUGUAACAAAUGCAUAUUAGAUUCUAUUUUAAACAACAAAGGAUUUUUAUUUUUGCUAUUGAGUGCAUUUAAACAAUUGGUUUGUGUUAAAGAA
Messenger RNA from Brassicogethes aeneus, 2445 nucleotides. Lineage: Eukaryota; Metazoa; Arthropoda; Insecta; Coleoptera; Nitidulidae. The record is from the annotation of a GenBank genome assembly.